UUUAAGUGCAUACAGUCAAGAUGAUGGGAUCAGCACAGUGAGGCCAGUCAUAGCAAAAAGGAUACAAAAGUACAGUGAAGGCAAAAUUUGAUUUAACUUAAUGGCCAUUGUGUUUGACAGAAAAAUGAUAUAUGAACAGAAGAUAGCAGAGUUACAAAAACAACUUGCUGAGGAACCCAGGGAUACAGACCAGGAUAACAAUGUGUUAAGUGCUAUUCAGUCAGAGAUUGCCAAAAACGGGAUUCUUAUUGAAGAAGUACAGACACUAAAAAGAUACAAGAUUGAAAAUAUCAGAAGGAAGUAUAAUUACCAGCCUUUCAUUAUGGAAUUAUUAAAGACUUUAGCAGAACACCAACAGUUAAUACCACUAGUAGAAAAGGCAAAAGAAAAACAGAAUGCAAAGAAAGCACAGGAAACCAAAUGAAGAAGAUGCUUUGGGAUGUAUACAUAUUUCUGCUUCUGCACUUAUUUUCAUGGAAACCAUUAAGUAUAAAAAACUUUGAGCAACAUCCUAUUUGACUCAGUGCAUGAUUGGUAAUAGUACCAGUCUGUCUUGCCUUUAAUGCAUGGAUUCUUUCCCAGCCUAUAUCAUGUGCACAUAGUGCAUAUUAAAUAAAAGUGAUAUUA
This is a messenger RNA of Mustela lutreola (European mink), 627 nucleotides long. RefSeq names its product ubiquitin carboxyl-terminal hydrolase isozyme L5-like. The transcript has a single exon. The record is from RefSeq and is a predicted model, not a curated record. Bases 101 to 424 code for a protein of 107 amino acids. Lineage: Eukaryota; Metazoa; Chordata; Mammalia; Carnivora; Mustelidae.